This is a messenger RNA of Asparagus officinalis (garden asparagus), 4464 nucleotides long. RefSeq lists its product as uncharacterized. The transcript has 29 exons. NCBI's taxonomy places the organism in Eukaryota, Viridiplantae, Streptophyta, Magnoliopsida, Asparagales, Asparagaceae. The record is from RefSeq and is a predicted model, not a curated record. The coding region runs from base 379 to 4068 and encodes 1229 amino acids.
CUCUCGCAGUGAGACAAACGAGAGGGAGAACCAAGACAAAAUAAAACCAACUCCAGCCCUCCUCGUCGGCUCCGGUCACCCCCUCUCCAUUGUCCCCUACCGAAUAAUCGAAAGGAGAACCUGUAACCCUCUGCGUAAUACCGAGGCGGGGGCAAAGAAGGGCGUGAUCUCGAGCGGUGACCGCACCGCCUUCGACAACCUCCGGAGCCCCUCAAAUCCUUUUCCGGUACUGGACUAUUCAAUUCUCCUCAUUUUUCAAACUCCCAUUGGUUUUCUUCACUUCGCGAUCUCGUAACCAGGCGCCGAUCUCCGGCGUCGAUCGCUCCGCCAAGCUCACAGAAUCUAAUUCUCAGGGUUUUUUCUACUGUAAACGACCCAAUGGAGAUCCAUGACACUUCGAAAGCUCUAGAGGUUUUGAAGGAGAUUGGUUCGAGACCUACGGAAGGCUCAUCAUUAUUAAUGCCAAACUUGCUGGCAUGUUUGAAACAUGAUGAUCCUGUUGUUGUGAGGCAGUCAGUUACUAUUGGGACAAGUUUAUUUUGCACUGUCUUAACAGAGAUGGUACUACAGCUCCGUGAUUCUAAUAAGGUCGAGGGGUGGUUGGAAGAAAUGUGGUCCUGGAUGUUACGGUUCAAGGAUGCAGUUAGGAGCUUGUUGUUGGAGCUUGAUUCUCCUCAAUUGAAGGUUCUUGCAGCAAAAUUUCUAGAAACAUGUUUUCUACUGUUUACAUCUGAUGGAAAUGAUGGGGAAGAAGGUCAAGAUCAUCCAGUAUUAGGCCCGAACAUGUUGGCCAAGGAAGCUGGCGAGGUUCUUAAUCUUUUCUAUGAGUUACUGCAGUCGGCUUCUACACUUAGUGGUUCUCUGGUAACCACUAUAAUCAACUGUCUUGCAUCCAUUGCAAUAAAAAGGCCGGGCCACUAUGAUUCUAUUCUGUCUGUAUUGCUUGAGUUUGACCCUAACUUCGAAACUUCAAGGGAUGGUCAAGCAUCAAGCAUUCAGUAUGCUGUGAGAAUUGCUCUUUUAAGAUUUCUAAGGUGUACCCAUCCAUGUAUGUUUGAGUCGAGGGACAAGUUGGUGAGGGUAGCACGAGGUAGGUACCCAGGGGACACAACUGAGCUAUUUAUUCGACAAAUGGAGAAACUGUCAAGGGGUAUCGAAAGCAACAUCCGUGAUGCUCGGUUGAGCAAGGUUGACCCAUUACCUAGCCACAGUUCUGCCCCAGCCAAUCAUUUAAGGACGAGACCAGUAAUCGAUCCUGCCGAUAGUUCUGCUGUUUCUGAUGAGAUGCCUUCUAUGAGGUCACAACCCAAUGCAUCUGAAGCUCCAACUCUGCCUGUUAAAGUGUCUUGUGACAUGCAGAAUGCCAAUGGUGCUAUCAGUUCAUCUUCAAACUCAUCUCCUGGUGCUUUACUUGCAGAAGGAGAGAAAGGUGCUCAGUCCCUUGAGCUUCUUCUCUCACAAAUUCAUCCAGAUCUUCUGGCCGACAUGGUUAUAGAGACCAUGAAAAAUUUACCAAAAGAUUUUUCUGCUUUACCUGAGGGGAACAUAAGCAUGCCGCUAAAUUCUGAGACAUCUUUACCCAGUGUUUCUUCACAAGGUUGGCCUACUGUCUCUUCUGCAGCUUCUGGUCAGUCUUCAGCUUUACCAUCUGUAUUUGCACCAGCAGUAGUGGGGUCUAAUGGAAUCAUCAGUCCUCCAUCUGAUAUACCUUCAGUCCCUAAUAUUGUUAAUGACAUUAAGCGAGACCCAAGAAGGGAUCCUCGCCGUCUUGAUCCGCGUAGGGCAGAAGUGCCUGCUGGUAGUGGCACUAUUCCAAUGAACUCAAAGGGAAUAGAUGGCAUGCAGGGGCUGAUUGUUUCUUUGAGUAAGCCUACUCCUUUGGAGGCGCCAGUGGUAGAUGAUGCACCAGUGUCCUUGAUGUCUAAAAAUGAACUUGAAGCCCCUGAGUGUUUGACUGGUCAAGCGACCGAACAACAGAUAACUGAAGAAAAUUUGGAUAUCACCUAUGGUUCUGCGGAAAGAGAUCCCUCUUUGGAAGGUCAAAUGCCUACUGAUUUGCCACUCUCCCCAGUAUAUUCUGCUGAUCAGGAGUUAAUUACAUCCAUAGAGACGGUUGAAGAUGAAAGUGUUGAUGGCAACACACUGGAGUCCAAUGAGUAUUCAUCGUGUACUUCUGCGAGGUUGAGCUCUGGAGAUGGUAGUCAUGAUUUUCCUGCAGUGCCGGAUUAUAUCGAGCUGUCAGAUGAACAGAAAAUGAAACUUAGCAAAUUGGCAAUUACAAGGCUGGCUGAAGACUACAAGUCGAUUCAAGCUUCUGGCUGUGAUCAGCCACACCUUUCAAUUCUUGCCCGUCUUGUUGCUCAGAUUGACGCUGACAAAGACCUUGUGACAUUCUUUCAAAAGCAUAUUAUUUUGGAUUAUCAUCAUAAUAAGGGGCAUGACCUUGCAAUGCAUGUUCUCUAUCAUUUGCAUGCUGUCACUGUAUCUGAACUAGAAGACCAUUCUUCCUUGGAAACUCAUAAUUAUGAGAAGUUUCUACUAGCUAUUGCAAAGACCUUACUGGAUUCGUUGCCAGCCUCAGAUAAGUCAUUUAGCAGACUUCUAGGGGAAGCCCCCUCCUUGACCAAAUCUGCAUUUAUAUUGUUAGAGGAUCUAUGUCAGUUGCAUGGUUAUGAGAACCAUACAAUAGAUACUUCUGAUGGUGACCGUAUUACUCAGGGACUUGGUGCCCUAUGGGGCUUAAUUUUGGGAAGGCCACUUUAUCGGCAGAUUUGCUUAGAUAUCGCUUUGAAGUGCUCAGUUCACUCUCAUGAUGAAGUUAGAACCAAAGCUAUCAGAUUGGUGGCAAACAAGCUCUUUCUUCUACCCUAUGCAGCAGAAAGUAUUGAGAAGUUUGCGAAGGACAUGUUGUUUUCGGUUGUUGAUCAGCAAGUUACUGAAGCGGAGACCAAAGAUCUGGCAUCCAGUGAACAAAUGACAGAAACAGGUCGCCAGGAAACUUCUAUUAAUGGUUCUCAUUAUUCUGAGCUUGGACCUGAAAGUGGGCCGGGCAUUCAAUUAUCUCCACAUAGUAUUCAGCGACAAACUUCAUUAUUCUUUGCUCUUUGCACAAAGAAGCCCAGUCUACUUCGUCUUGUAUUUGAUGUCUAUGGAAGGGCGUCGAAGGUUGUCAAACAGUCUAUCCAUCGUCAUGUUCCUGGUCUUGUAAGAAAUUUAGGCCCAUCAUAUCCUGAACUGCUGCAGAUAGUUGCUGAUCCACCUGAAGGAAGUGAAAAUCUCAUAACACUGCUAUUACAACUGAUGACUGAAGAAUCAACACCUUCUGCGGAUCUUAUUGCUUCUGUCAAACAUUUGUAUGAUACAAAACUGAAGGAUGUCUCCAUUCUCAUUCCAAUGCUUUCUUCACUUUCGAAAGAUGAGGUUUUGCCUAUCUUCCCACAGCUUGUUGAUCUGCCUUUGGAGAAGUUUCAAGCUGCACUUGAUCGUAUUUUACAGGGUUCAGCUCAUACAGGCCCCGCAUUAACACCUGUGGAAGUUCUGGUUGCUAUUCAUGAUAUUGAUCCUGUGAAACAUGGGGUUGCGCUUAAAAAGAUAACAGAUGCUUGCACGGCUUGUUUUGAGCAACGUACUGUUUUCACUCAGCAUGUCUUAGCAAAAUUCCUUAGCCACAUGGUUGAACGUGAUCACCUGCCCAUGCUUUUUAUGAGAACAGUUAUUCAAGCUAUUGGCACUUACCCUGCCCUGGUUGAUUUCGUCAUGGGAAUACUUUCAAAACUUGUGAAUAAACAGAUAUGGAAGAUGCCGAAGUUGUGGGUGGGAUUCUUAAAAUUAGUGUCUCAGACACACCCACAUUCUUUUAAUGUCCUGUUACAGUUACCUCCUCCGCAGCUCAUGACUGCUUUGAAUAAACAUGCUAAUUUACGAGGUCCCCUUGCGGCUUAUGCCAAUCAACCAAACAUAAGGACCUCAUUGUCUAGGCAAACUCUACAAGUAUUAGGUCUUAAUGAGCCACAGCAUGCAUCAACUAUGCCAUUUACUAGUUCUGUGCAUGGAUCAACUUUGUCGUGACAUUUAAGUCCACUGAGUCCUUUGAGUAUGAGUUUCCGACUAAGGAAGAAGUCUUGCUGGCUGCCUGUGCACGGGCACUUGUAUCAGAAAGAAGGGUGAGCCAGCGGCAGUGGCUCUUGGGGUUAGAAAAGAUGGUGAAUUUCAAAAUCUAACAGCAGCUUGGAGACAAGUUUGUUUUCCCAAGCUCCUUGCCAAAUUUCAGGGUUAACUUUUAAACAUUUUUCUUUUCGUUUUCUGUUCUUUUUGGGUUUUGUGACUUGUAUAUAAAUUUAGGUUCAAUCAUAAGUGUUGUAGUAUUAUUUGAAAUUUUAAAUAAAUAAAUCUGAAUAUAUGUGUGAAUGUGUUGUAGUGCAUAAAGAUUAGUGGUGACUAAACUAAAGUCUGCUUCGUAUUGCA